This is a messenger RNA of Zea mays, 2140 nucleotides long. RefSeq names its product PIF/Ping-Pong transposase family protein. Bases 279 to 1634 code for a protein of 451 amino acids. The transcript has a single exon. NCBI's taxonomy places the organism in Eukaryota, Viridiplantae, Streptophyta, Magnoliopsida, Poales, Poaceae. The record is from RefSeq and is marked validated.
CAGAAAGCGGAUGCCACUCCAAGGAAGGGCAGCUCCUUUCCACACUAGUCUCGCUCGGGCCGACAGCGAUGUCUCCGUGCGCCUGCUCCUCCUCCUGCUGCUGCUCUUCCUCCUCGCGCGCGCUCACACCCACCUAACCUAUAACCCGCUCCGCCUAGCUCCUUCCUACCCGUUACCUGCUGCGGAGCGGAGACGACGACCACUUCCACCUCCUCCCCCCCUUCCGCACCCAAUCCCAUCCCCCUUUCCAAAUUCCAAUUUCCAGCAGGCCGCCCGCGAUGCCCAAGCCGGCGACGGCGAACCGGCGCCGGAAGCGCGGCGGCGGCGGCGGCGAGGGGGGCGCCGCCGAUGAACAGGCCAGCAGCAAGAGGAGGCCCGCCACCAGCGUGCUCACCUCCCUGGACGUCAACGACGCCCCGCGCCCGGAGCUCCCCCUCUUCCAGCUGAGCCGACCUCGCCAGCAGGCGGAACAGGACGACGAAGAGGAGGAGGUGACCGGUGGGGGCGGAGGAGGAGGAGCGGGGUCGUCGUUGUCAUCCGUGGUCAACGGCCACGGGCAGAGCCCGCACCAGCAGCGGCGGCUGUGGGUCAAGGACCGGUCGCGCGCGUGGUGGGAGCAGUGCAGCAGCGCCGACUACCCGGAGGCGGACUUCCGGUCCGCCUUCCGGAUGGGGCGCGCCACCUUCGCGAUGCUGUGCGACGCGCUGGGCGCGGCCGUGGCCAAGGAGGACACCGCGCUCCGCGCCGCCAUCCCCGUCCGGCAGCGCGUGGCGGUGUGCGUGUGGCGGCUCGCCACGGGGGAGCCGCUCCGCCUCGUGUCCAAGCGCUUCGGCCUCGGCAUCUCCACCUGCCACAAGCUGGUCCUGGAGGUCUGCGCCGCCAUCCGGGGCCUCCUGAUGCCGCGCUUCCUCCGCUGGCCCGAUGACGCCGCCGCCGAGGCGUUCAAGUCCCGGUUCCAGGCGGAGUCCGGGAUCCCCAGCGUGGUGGGCGCCAUCUACACCACCCACAUCCCCAUCAUCGCGCCCAAGGUGUCGGUGACCGCCUACUUCAACCGCCGGCACACGGAGCGCAACCACAAGACGUCCUACUCCAUCACGCUGCAGGGGGUGGUGGACCCCGACGGCGCCUUCACCGACGUCUGCAUCGGCUGGCCCGGGUCCAUGCCCGACGACCAGGUGCUGGAGCGGUCGGCGCUGCAGCAGCGCGCGGCGGCCGGGAUGAUGGCGGGGUCCUGGGUGGUGGGCGGCGUCAGCUUCCCGCUCACGGAGUGGGUGCUGGCCCCCUACGCGCAGGCCAACCUGACGUGGGCGCAGCACGCCUUCAACGAGAAGGUGGCGGAGGUCCGGCGCGUCGCCGUGGACGCCUUCGCGCGCCUCAAGGGCCGGUGGGCGUGCCUGCAGAAGCGCACGGAGGUGAAGCUGCAGGACCUCCCGGUGGUGCUGGGCGCCUGCUGCGUGCUGCACAACAUCUGCGAGUCGCGCGGGGAGGGCAUGGACCCCGCGCUCCGAUGCGACAUCGACGACGACGAGACGGUGCCGGAGAACCCCGUGCGGUCGGACGGCGCCACCAAGGCUAGGGACGACAUCGCGCACAACCUGCUCCACAGCGGACGAGCCGGCACCAAAUUCUUCUGAAUUCUCUCAGUCGGUUCGUUCGUUCCAUCAGAUUCUUCUACUAUGCUGCUGCUGCUACUCUGUCUCCCGACUCCCUCUCCUUUCAUUGGAUUGGAACCGUCCAUGGAAUUGAUCAUUCGUUGGGUUGUUUGAACUGUACUGGGAAGUGGGAAGAUCACCCGCAAUCCGUCAUCCUCAUCCUCGUAGAACGCUGAACACACGGAGAGAAAGGUAGAUCAAAGACAAAGAGUGGGUUGGGUUUGCUUUUGAUCAUAGGAUUUUUAGUCUAGUAGCACGUGGUACAGUUGUUGAACAAACCUACGUAUCCAAGAGCCAAGUCAAAGAAACAGCAACAAGAAGCAGUAGCACAUCUCAAUCCGUGCGUUUUCCUUGUGUUUUACCUAUGGCAUUGGCAUGAUCAUGUAAAACAAUAUUUUGGGAUGACCGUAUGGCCAAAAUGCUGAACGUGUUGCCGAUCGGGCCGAUCCGAUCGAUAUCCACUGGUCGUUAACAAUAACAUGUUUGGA